Anthonomus grandis grandis is the source of this 1778-nucleotide messenger RNA. RefSeq lists its product as uncharacterized. The record is from RefSeq and is a predicted model, not a curated record. Lineage: Eukaryota; Metazoa; Arthropoda; Insecta; Coleoptera; Curculionidae. The transcript has 4 exons. Bases 92 to 1303 code for a protein of 403 amino acids.
UAUGUAAGUUUUUGAGUGAGCAUUUUUUGUAAGUCAUCGUAAGAUAUAUAGUGAAAUUGUAUAAUAAUUAAAUAGCAAAUACAAUCGAAAAAUGUCUCAUAAGGGGUGGAUAGAAUCAGUGGUAGCAGAAACUGUAAAAACCAAUGGACUUCAUGGGGAAUACAGUGUUAAAAUUCAUGGCGAUGUUGCCAAAAGUGACCAUUUUGCUAGCGAUAUGACUUUCGUAGAAGUUUUUCAAAAAAACCAUAGGGAAAAGCCUAUAUUUAAUUUAAUACUAAAAUAUAUACCGCUAAACCCGGAAUUUAAAGAAAAACUUACGUUUGUAACUAAAUUGUUUAGGACAGAAAUCGAUGUUUAUACUAAAAUUAUUCCUAGGUACCAGAAGCUCCAAAAAGAAAGAAGUCUAUCCUUAUUGGACUUUGUACCAAAAUGUUAUUACACAAGAGAGACGGACAGUGAUGAAGUGCUGGCAUUAGAAAAUAUAAAACCUUAUGGGUUUCAGUUGCACCCCAAAGAAGUUAAAAUGGAUCAAGCACAUAUCCGAUUAGUGCUUAACCGUCUUGCUCAGUGGCAUGCAUUAUCUUUUUCCCUCAAGGAUCGGUAUUUUGAGGAAUUUAAAAAAUUACAUGAAAAUCAUAAAGUUAGCGUUUGGAAAACUGUGUUCGAUUCUCAUGUGGGAAAAAUAAUUGAAUACAGCCAUAAAAGUCUUUAUAAAAUCUUGGAGGAAACUGGACAAAUUGAAAUAUUAAAUAAAUUCAAAGCAAAUUGUAAAUGUUUGGACUCCAAAGACAUUAUUUAUUCCUUAAUCAAUGAAGAUAAAGAUGAGAAACACGCUGUUUUAAUACAUGGGGACUGCUGGAAUAGCAAUUUUAUGUUUCAAUAUAAGGACGAAGACCACAGCCAACCGACCAAGAUCCAAUUACUUGACUUCCAAGUAUCCUCCUUAAGGAGCCCAAUAAUCGACGUAUCCCAAUUUAUCUACACUACCGCAUCCGCUGAAGAACUCAAAAAUAUAAAAGCUCAUUUAACUUACUACUAUAAUGAGCUGUCAAAGUAUAUUGAGGCUCUGGGAAGUGAUCCUCAGGAAUUGUUCACACCAAAAGACUUUCAAGAGCAAUGGCAUAAGUAUAGUGCCCAUGGCGUUCUUAUUGGAUUAAUAGCACCAAUAUUUAUACAUUUAAACUCAGUUAGCCUGGAAAAUGAAACAGUUAUAUUAGAACUAUUACCUAAAAUGGUAGCCAAGCCGGAAUUUAUAAAGAGGGUCACUGAUAUAGCGAAAUGUUUUGCUACAUUUGAGUUUUAGAAAAAAAUUUAUGUGAGGUUGAAGAUAUAAAAUUAUUUUGAAAAUUAGUGGGUAAUGGUUAAAAAAAUCAAAAUCAGGUUUUAUUCGUAUUUCAGGAAUCUAAAUGUCACUAAAAUAGGCCUUAGAUAAAGCCACUAAAAGAAACGUAAAAAUGCCUGCGACUAAGUUAUUAAAUUAAGUUUCAAAUUAUAUACUAAUAUGAGUUCAAAAUUAUUAAUAACAUUGUUUCCUAAAUAAGGCAUACCAGGAAUCUUCCUGGUGCUUGUAUAAGAAUAAUUGAGACUUUUAGAGUAUUAUUAAGAGUAUUAGUGACCCUAUAAUUUGUUAUGGUCUCAUACAUUCAAGCAACUAUAUUAAAUAAAAAAAAAAUAUUUUAACAUUUGGCAAAUAAAAUGAAAAAUAUGUGUAUUAUUUUUUUUUCGACUAAUAAAUAAGAAAUAAUUAUUAGUUAAAUAAAUUAGUUUUUCAAAAUAAA